Messenger RNA from Diorhabda sublineata, 4972 nucleotides. RefSeq names its product myocardin-related transcription factor B-like. Bases 324 to 3272 code for a protein of 982 amino acids. The transcript is spliced from 8 exons. Lineage: Eukaryota; Metazoa; Arthropoda; Insecta; Coleoptera; Chrysomelidae. The record is from RefSeq and is a predicted model, not a curated record.
UCGGCCUAUCUCGUAAGCGAUGCUACGAGCCGUCAUCUCGUCAAUGCUCGACGACAUGCAUCGCCGCCACGACGCUCGGACAUCUCAGUAAGUACCAGAAAGUGUUCGGGGGCGCCUUGCGAACGCCAUCUUGAAAUAAAAAAGACAGACAUACACAUACACACACGCAACAACAAAAGUAAAUAUUAAAACACGGAGAUCGUCAGCCGGUCGGGUGUUUGUGGUGGUUGUUUUGCGCGGUGGUGAUUGGUGGAUGAUGGUGUCGCGUCUAUACAGGGCCGUGCAAAAGAAAGGAGUCGACGUAUGAUACCUAAAGCUGGAACAUGCCCGUGAGCACGGGGCCGUUGGGCGAACCACGCGCCAAACGCUGCAAGCUUUGCGACGAGUCUAGUCACAUUAGCGAUUCUGGCUCUGGUUAUUGGCAACUUCAACUGGAUCGCGACCUGGUAGAUACCAUUUCGGCGAUAUAUCCGGAGUGGUUUCGUAAUAAUAUGGCGGAAGGUGGAGGAUCUCCCACCAGUCCGAGGGAGUCGCCUCCCAAGGCCAUCAUAGAUACAUCUCCGAUUGUUAUCGAUCAAAAUAAAGAAUCCCUCAAGGUGAAAUUGUUGCUCAGGAGACCAUUCGAUCAGCUGGUGGCUCAAGGCAUCAUGCCUCCUCACAAAACGCCGGCCGCUUAUCACGGUCAGCGUCGUCAGUUGGAAAGGGCGAAAACGGGCGAUAUGCUAAAAGCGAAAAUACAGCAAAGACCGCCUCGCCAAGAAUUGGAAAGGCGUCACAUAUUGGAAGUUGAUCCGAGUCACGUAGAUCCGAGUUUGGCGGAACGGCAAAGGAUGUUGAAAAAAGCUAAAUUGGCCGAUCAUUUAAACGACCAAUUAUCCCAUAGACCCGGACCUUUGGAACUCAUCCAAAAAAAUAUUCUUCACACCGAAGAACCGAUCGAAGAAGCCGUAAAAACCGGUAGGAUACCCUACAAAGCGACCAGCGAAGGGCAACUUCACAGACCGCAAUUACCUUCAAACUACAUCAAUCCCGAAGAAGAUUCCCAAAGUUCGGAAGGCGAUAACCGAGUGAGUCCCGGUCCAUCCGAUGUUUUAGAAACCGCCGCGAAAUCGGCCGGCAUCGUAGUAUCUUUGAUACAACCAACCGAAACAGUCGCCGUAACUUCAUCUAGUCCCAUAUUGAAAAAAGACAAUAACGAAGUUUUAUUCGCGGAUUUGUGUCGAUCCGUAGCCGCGCCUCUACUUUCCCAAGCAUCGGCGUCAUCUCCCGCGUCUCUGGUAUCUUCCACAUCUACUUUAAGUCCUUUAUCUAGUGUUGCCAGUCCAAUAAUGUCGCAACCGGCGACGCCAGCUCCUCCACCGCCUCCUCCAAUGUCUUUAAUAACGCGCACCGUACAAUCACCGGUUCGAAACGAUUCCGUUAAAGAUAAAAAUAGAAAAAAAUCCAAAACGAAAUCGAUUCCCAAAACGCGUACUAUAAAAUUCCACGAAUACAAAGGUCCGCCGAGCGCCCACAAAACUACCAACAACAAUACUUCACCGGAAGAAAGUUCUUACGAUCUAUUGUUGAAGCAACAGACGCUCCUUCUGCAAUUUCAAUUACAACUUCAACAUAAAUAUCCACAAAUUAUCUUGCCGGCUUCCCAAAAGUCUUCUUCUCCUUCCGAAACUAACAAUAAUAAUCAUAUUAAUAUUCAACAACCAUCACCGGCUCCUUCCACCUCAUCAGAAUCAUCGACGCCAUCCAGAAUAACCGGCAGAUUAGAAGACAUGAAAGUUAGCGACUUGAAAGCAGAAUUAAAACGUCGUAGUUUACCAGUAUCUGGCUCUAAACCACAAUUAAUCGAAAGACUUAAACCUUUUACCGGUUCUAACGAUAUUAUCAAUCAAAAUCCCCCUUCCAUAGACUCCUCAAUUCACAGCAACGCCAGUAUGGAUCAAUCCCACAAUUCUCCCGUAUAUCAAAACAUAGAUUCCCCCCAAGAGAGUAUAAGAGACGAAAAACCAGAGCAAAUGGAUCUGGAUCCGAUGAGCCCUUCUCCGCAACCGAUACAAGAACAAUUUUUGCAAUACAAGAUCCAACAAGCGCUAGAAAAUCCACCGCAGAAAUCUAAUGAACACGAUGAUAUAGUAAGAGAACAACAAAGACAAAUCGAAGAACUCCAAAGGGAAUUGACGCUAUCCCAAUUAAAACUCCAAGCCGCCACCAGAACUGAACCGAAAGCUCAAAUGAUCGCCUUACAAAAACAUUUACAAGCCAGACAACAACAACAAAGAUUACAGCAACAACAACAACAACAGUUACAACAACAACAACAACAACAACAACAGAAUUUCAUAUUACAGAUGAAACAUUUGCAGGCACUCCAAGCCAGACAAACCGCCAACGAGGAACAACAAAGGCUUCAACAACAAAUCAAUUUACAAAAUCAAAAAAAUAUCGCCGGAGGUCUGAUCCUCAACACCGCCGAGGCAGCUCUAAUGUUCAAUCAACUGUUACAACAAGGCAAAACCAAAGUCCUCAACGGUCAGAACAGAAGCAACGCCUUCUUAAACUCAAUAGUAACUCCGAUAAUAGCUACGCCGGAAAUAAAAACGGAAUACGUCGAGGAUAACAUUCCCAAAGAAGUGAAAAUAGAAUUGGUAGAAGCGGCUACCAAACCGCCUCCGCCUCAAUACAACGAAGCCACCAAACAGAUGAACAAAAAGAAUCACAUCAAGAGUCAAAUAGUCGACGACGUUUUGGAAAUAUUAAUAAAAAACGGAGAAUUACCGCCUAGUGCGGCGAACGAUCCUCUUACCCCUAAUUCGGCCGGUGCCAAAUCGACCGAACCGGUGUAUCCAGCUCAAAAUUUAGACGACAAUCACAAUAGUACUAAUCUGGAUCCCGAAGGACCGGAGGCCACUUUGGGAAUAGACCCUUCGGAUCUACUGGAAGCUUUGGAUAAUAUAGAGAACAUCGAUUUUAGUCAAUUGAUGGAAUUGGGAGGUUGUCAAAAUCAACAAGAAAACAAUAAUUUCUCCAACGAUAAUGCCCACGAAGACAUCGCCAUGGAUACAGACGAUUGGUUAGAAUCGCUACUUCCUCAAGAAAACGUCUACGACGGUACGAAUAACGCCGCUUUCUCAUCACAGGAACCGGAUCUCGGCGGAUACGAUCCGUUGUUGGGUAUAGCUCAAGAUCCUUUCGAUCCUUUCAAUUUGGAGGAAUUCAGAUCGCCGGCCGAUUUGACGGCGUCGUUAUCCUGGGAUAAAAUCGAUUACGCGGCGUAAUUGACCGAUGGAUUGGUCGUGUGUGUGACUGUCGACGCAGUGUUUAGACGAGGUUAAUAGUCGGAAAAUCGAAUUGGUAUUCAGACAAACAAACAAAAGGAAAAAACCACACUGCUUAUUCCAAUGAUGUGAAAUUCCGAUGGGUUACAGAAUUUGACAUUCCACGUAAGUUGGUCGUCGAUAUCGCCUAACCAUAUUUUUAAUUGGCGAGGCAUGGGACCAGGACGGCUCUAUACUAGGCCAAGGGAACACAUCAAAACAUUAUUUAAACAAUAAAAAAUGUUUCGAAAUGAAACAUUAUACAUACCUUUUACAUAUGUACUAAUUUGUCUUUUAGGGCACAAGGGGGCCGAAAUUUGAAGAGUAUCUGCAAAAAUAUUAUUUUUCUUUUAGUCCAUAAUACUCGUUAAAAAAAUGGCUUCAAAGUGGUAAACAAUUAUUAUAGGAGAUUAUUAAAAUUAAAGAAAAAAUUAUCUAAAUAAAUUUGCUUUGCCUUAAUUUUUGAAAUUUCAUAAUUACCUCUAUAGACUGGACUAUAAUAAUAAAAAUAAAUGACGUAACACUUGAACAAUGACAGUCUUCUAAUACCUUGUAAUGUAUUUCUGUCAAUUUCAAGGCCUACUACAAAACUGAUGAACCUAAUAAUUAUUUUAGGCCAAGUAUUUAACAGAAUAAAAUUAAAAUGAAUAAAAUUUUAGUAGUAGAAAAAAAUCUUUUGUACAUCGCCAAAAAAACUGUGAUAUAUGAAUAAGUUUACCAAAGUAGCCACGUAAAAAAAAAAACAUUGUAGAAUACUCUCUCUUAUUGUGCCAUUAACGGACAAAAUAAGUUUACAGAACGUUCCGGGAUAAAAACGAAACAAUCAUAUUAUAAUCGAAUGAAAAAUCGAUUUUCUCUCGUUUUAUAUCUCGUUACGUUCAAUGUAUAAACUGGUAAUUUAUUUUAUUGUAGAUAUGCUUAGAACCUAAUUUGUAUAUAUACUUAAUCGCCACUUGGUUCUAGACAAAUUUGAAAUGUUUUUUUUAUUAUUAUUAUUCGAUGAGGAGAAUACAAAAAAACUAAAGCCUAGUACACACAUACGUUAAGUAGAAACCUUAUAACAUAUGACAAAAUGGCAAUAGUAGAUGCAAAAGAUGGAAGAAAAAAAUUCAAAUGUGUCUAGAUAUAAUACCGAGUGUUGUUACUUAACUACCUGUAUAGAUUGUUUCGUGACAAAUUCGCUAUUAUUUGUUAUUCGAAUGUUAAACAUUUAUUUUGUUGACUAUUUCUAUUUUUUUUUUUUCGUUUCGGCCGUUUGCAAAAGGCUGAUCAAAAAAGGAAUGUCGUGCUUUUAGAUUUGCCUAAAUGUUUAAGAGAACGAUUGAGAUGCCUUAUUAGCAAUCGACGUACCUAAUGUCCCAAAAAAAUUGUUUUCACGUCUAAUUAGUACAAUUAUACCAAACUUUCUCUACAACAUUUAUUUUGAUCAAAAAUUUUAUUUAUUCAUUUUUAUUUGAUUGGUAGACCAUGAAAAUAUUUUUAUUUGGGACGCUUAGUACGUCUGUGUUUUGUGAUUUUAUGAACUUUUUCAGUCCAUACUGUUUGGCAUCAUUAUAAAUAUUUCUUUUCUUUUUUUUGCUAACUGCUACUUUUUAUAUAAACAGUAUGUGAGUGAAAGCGGUCUAUAGCCAUAAAAACAAUAAAAAGAAUAACAUUAGAAA